UCCCGCGUAAACGUCAGUCAGUGACUUUUAGCAGUUGCACGGAGAGCACGUGUCGCUGUGUUUAAAAAUAUUAUGAGCGCGUGGUGAAUUAUUAUUUGAAAAACUAUUAUUAUAUUAGACUAAAUCAUUUUUAAGUGUGAUACUAUUAUAGGUGUUGUGUGUGUGAACAAUGGAUUAAUUUGGUGUAAUCACACAAUGUUAUAGUGAUUUUAAUGUGUGUUUGUUGGUAAUAGAUUGUAAUUGAGCUAUGACCAUGGCUAAUUUUAGCGUGUGUUUAGUACUGGUACUAUAUCAACUCUCGGUUGCUUUUAGUAACGAGGCAUCUUCGGAAUUGUCGGAUCUUGGAUUGACAGAUCCGAAGGUGGAAAAAGAUGCUGAAGGUGUUAGAUGCUACUGCAAUACAGCCCAGUGUGUCAGUACAGGAUACAUGUGCCGGUCGAGAAAGGGUGGAGGGUGUUAUAGUGAACUUCCACCUCGGAGACAUCACUCAAGGCAUGGUUGUCUUCAUCAUUUAGCUGAAAGAGAAGAAGAUGCGCUAUCUCACUGCCAGAAUGCUCCCUCGUCGGGAGGUCCACCUCCACGGGAAUACUCCUUGCUUCUCUGCUGUUUUAAGGAUCUCUGCAAUCACGAAGACAGCCCGCUGGCCAGGGCUCGGCUUAACUUAACCGCCACUGAUUCAGGUAACACAGUUGCGAGUGAAAGAGGCGCCAGUUACAAUGGUGAAGUGUGGUUCAAAGCAGCGACCAUAGCGGUGCCUGUUUGUGGGGCUCUCAUACUAUUCCUUCUGGUGGCUGUAGCCGUCAGGUUACUGAGGGCUGACGCGCUUCUACACGCUGAUAGGAAACUUAGAGGUGGGUACAUAACACCACCGCAGCACAACACAGAAGACGUCAAGAAAGUGUGGGUGGGGAACUCAGCGCCACUCCUGGUCGCUCCAGGGGGAUGCUUAGUCGCCGUAGAGCGGGCACAACUAGUCGACGUGCCACAACUCUGUGAUAUUCAACGAUAGACUGUAAUGAAAUCUCUCUGCCCGUGGAAAUGACGUUGAUAAGUUUGACAAAGCUAAUUGAUCUUAAUGUCUAGAUUCUGACCCAAAUUUUUAGAUUGAUCCCUUGACAGAAAUAAUUGUCAUUGCAUAAAAUUGUCGGCACUCAUGCUUGGUCACGUGACCUAUUCUAUACAGAUUCGCCUGUGACUAUAAGUUAAUAUUGUCAAUGCUUUAUCCUGCAGCAAAACAAAAAAAAAACAGAAAAAUCUUGUAUACAAAUAUUGUCUUCGCGUUCAAAAACGAAUAAGUUUAGUACUUAGUACGCUUUAGCUCGACGGAUUUUCGACGGACGAAGGUUUGCAUACAAAAAUCGUGUACGUCGAAACUUCGAUAAUCACGCGACGAAGCUUGAGCCAAUCCCACACAAUACAAUACAUUCGUUAAUGGGUCGACGUUAGUAAGAAAACGUUCAAAUAUUACCUCCUCUGUAUUAACUUGGAUCUAAUAAAUUUGAUCUCAUUGUGACGUCAUUUCACACCGGCUUGUAUACCAAAUCUACCAAUGUAUAUUUUGUUAUUUUAAGCUAUUUGUUCCUUGUAAAUGUAAAGUAGUUUUAAGAAAUUUUGAUGGAUUUACAUUAUCGAAGUUUACUGUCCGUUGCGAGGUUACUAUAACAUUCUCUUAACCGUUUUAAUGGAAUUGUGAAUUCACUUAUUUGACUAUUUGUCAAGUCCAAACAAGUUACAAAAAUAUUACGCUCUUUGACUUUGAUGAAUCUUAUAUUAACCUCGAUUUGAAAAUCAUUAAAAGACCAAUAUUUUUGACACAGAACUUAUGAAUUAUUGCGUGUAUUUAAAACUUUUAACAAUUGAUGGCUAGAUAUUUAAUUAGUUGAUAGAAACACAAUUCAAAGUAAUAAAUCUUUUAAAAAUGUUCAGUUAUUGAAAGGAUUGCCGAUAAAAAGAAAAAAAAACUAUUCUAGAACUCCUAACUAAAAUCUAGUUCUAAGCUGUUAAACCAUUUUUUUUCCGAAUGAAGUUUAACAAUUCUUAACGCGGUUUCAUAAACUGUUUUAACAAUUCAGUGUCAAGGAAAUCAUUUCAUUUGUAAUCUUGAUAGCUUAAAAGCCAUUUAUUUUAAUUAGGUUAAUUAAAAAGGCACGUUUGAAAGUCAAAAUUACAAUAUAUUUAAAAAAUAACUACUUGUCCUUUCCAAAAGGUUUCCUAUGAAGAAGAAUGGGCAUACUUGCAUACAUUGAUUUGAUAAUUAUAUAUAAAUAUCAUGUAUCUAGCGUUAUCUUUCAAAAAACUGGACUAUAGAUAAUAUAUCUGACAUAACUAGUCUUAAUAUACGGUUUAUCACAAAUUACCGUCAGAAUAUGUAAAUAAAUAAUACUUUAAAUAGAAAUCAAAUUAUAUUCUUCAGUAAAAACCUGUUUAAGUGAGAUUACCACUAAAAGAAAUUUAAUAAUAAUAAUAGAAAGAUAAUUAAAACAAAUUUAAAAUUUUUGGUCCUUCCUUCGUACCUUUAACGCUGGCGGCAUUUCUUCGCUGUAUUGCGAUAAUUAUUCGAUGAGCGAGGAAAGCACCAGCUCUGGAGUCAUCGGUUCUAUCUACCAGGCUCCUUAAAUCUUUUAUUAGCCUGUGCAUUUGAACCCCACGAGCACAAGAGUCUCUACUCCAAGGGAAACAGAAUCAAAGUUGGAGGAAUGAUGUUAUUGCUGUCUUCUUCGUCUGCUCUGCGGCAGCUUUUGACGUUUUGAGUAAAAUCUAAUACAUAUGGUAUGAAAUAGGCUUUUAGUAAUACAUUAUGUAUUAAUCUCACUUAUACAUAACCAAGGCCGGUUUAGAUGGAGAGUUUUGUUUUAAUCUUAUCGAUUUGUUUUUAAAGUAACAUCUCUUAUGCGGCAUUAAUAGAUAUAUAUAUUUGAAUACGAACUUUUAAUCUUGACAAUAUCAUUAUAAUACUUUUUUUUAAACUUUCUCUAUGUAAAUAUCGCUUUAAUAUCAUUUUAGACUGCUUCGGUACUCUAACUUCCAAAUACGAUUUUGAGCGCAAUUUUGAAGCAAUUUACACAAUAAAUCGCAUUGCCUUGGGUUUGAUUUCGAUUCAAGUUGGAUUUUUUUUCGUUAUUGAGAGUUAUAGAGUGCCGAUGCUGUAUAUGUUAAAGAUAAGCACUUGUGUAAGUCGUUUGUAUAUUCGUUAACCAGUUGUAAUGAACACUAAGCUUCCCUGAGGUGCCUUAUAAUAUUGAUAGGCAAAAUACUCUAAAUAAAUCUUUUGUAAAUAUUAUGUAUAAAUAGUGAAAAUAAAUUGAAAUUAUUUUAUUAA
This is a messenger RNA of Pieris brassicae (large cabbage white), 3319 nucleotides long. RefSeq names its product BMP and activin membrane-bound inhibitor homolog. The transcript has 5 exons. NCBI's taxonomy places the organism in Eukaryota, Metazoa, Arthropoda, Insecta, Lepidoptera, Pieridae. The record is from RefSeq and is a predicted model, not a curated record. The coding region runs from base 248 to 1009 and encodes 253 amino acids.